AUGCCGUGCGACGUGAGCCUAGACAUCCCUGAUGGGUUGUCGGUGCCGGAGCUGGAGGGGCUCUACAACGCGGCGCUGCGGCAAGUGGCUUCCGCGGCGGCGGCGGAGAAGCGGCGCUGCGGCGAGCGCGUGGCUCUGCUGGGCAAGGCCUUGCGGGCUGCUAAGCGCAGGUCCGAGAGGACAGAGAGGCCUGAGUGGUCGACCUACCCAGAGCUGGUUGCACUGCCGCGAUGUCCCGAGGACGCGAGGUAUGUGCAGAGCUUCGGCUUGGACGACGCGCAAGCGGUGGAUUUCUUCCAGGAGUACGGCUUCGUGGUCUUUCGGGAUGUCCUGGAUGCCCAGGAGUGUGAGGCGACCGUGGCGGAGAUUUGGGCGUCCCUGGAGGAGCGCACUCCAGGCCUGCGGCGCCAAGACAGGGAGACCUGGCACUUGCUGUCCUCGGAGCGGUAUGGGCUUCCAGAGGAGCAGGCGGUGUUCACACCACAGAUCGUGGCGAAUCGCCAGAACCCCCGGGUCUAUGCCGCGUUGGACGCCGUGUUGCCCCGCAUGCACCACAUCGAGGACUUCGACAGCCCCCAUCCGGAUCCCAACAGCGUGGUGGUGACGCAGGACAGGUGGUGCCUAUACCGACCGGGAAGAAGUGAAGAGAGCUGGCGCACAGCGGAAAACCUGCACCUGGACGUGAACCCUUGGACCUAUGCUGGGCUUAAGGCGACUGAGAUCGAGAGCCUGAGGUAUGGCUGUGCAGGAUUCGGGGACCACCGCUUCCCUUUGCAGGACUUCCGGGCCGAGCUGACUGCGGUGCAGGGGAAAGAGGGCGUGCAGCACGUGCAGGGGGUGCUGAACUUGAUCGACAACUUGGAGGAGGAUGGUGGCACGCGCUUGGUCCCGGGCUUCCAUCACUGCUUCCACGGCUGGUUGGAGGCAUUAGGAGACAUGGACCAGAACUUGGCCCAAAGCGGCCAGCAGGACAACUGGGUGCUGCGCCGUGCUGCGGGGGGCGGCAGCUUCAAGUUUUCCAACCUGGAUCCCAUCCACCAACUCUCCAGGCGCGUCCCGCUGCGGGGCGGCAGCUUUUUGCUUUGGAACCAGCUGCUGGUCCACGGCAGCUGCGCUAACCGCUCCGAGAACUUCCGGAUUGCCCAGUUCAUUACGGGAUUCCGCGCAGGGGAGAUGACCCCGGGCAGAUCCUGGGCCCGCGCCCGCGCGGUGCGGCGCCUCUGCGGCGCCCUGCCGCGGCAGAAGUUGGCGCCCCACGUCUUCGGAGAGGCCGAGGAGGCGGACGAGCCAAGGCCGGAGCCGGAGCGCGAGCUUGGCGCGCGGGACCGCCAGAGCUGGGCCUGCGAGGUGGUGCUGCAAAGCCCCGGCGAGCCUGAGGCGGUGCUGCAGGCCUUUGAGGAUUUCCACGUCCAGUGUCGGCCGCUGCUGCAGGUGGGCCCUGUGAAGGGCCGGCACCUGGACGCCGCGGUGCGCCGCAGAAGGCCCAGGCGCUGCCUGGAGCUCGGCAGCUUCCUGGGCUACUCCGCCGUGCGCAUUGCUCGACUCCUGGACGAUGGUGCUUUCUUGUACACCAUCGAGCAAGACGCUGACAACGCGGCUCGCACCGCUGCAACUCUCGAGCACGCUGGGCUUACGGGCAAGGCCACAGCGCUGUGUGGCACCUUGCAGACGCUGCAGUGCCAGCUGGAGGGUCCCUUUGAGCUCAUUUUCCUGGACCACUCCAAGGCGCUGUACCUCGAUGAGAUCCAACACCUGGAGGCGCUGGGCUUCAUCGAAGAUGGCACCACGGUGGUUGCGGACAACAUCGGCGGCUGCAACCGGGGGGACUGCCGUCGGGUGAGUUGCGGUUGCGCCUAUGCGAGAUAUGUGCGAAGCUCCGGGCGCUAUGUCUCGGAGUUCUUCUGGGGCUCUCGGGAUGGCAUCGAGGUCUCCGUGGCUCAAGGGAGAGGUUGCCAGGCGACGCGCUCCGCCGACUCGGGCUGCCGCUCAGCUUUUGCCUGACGACAGCUCCG
This is a messenger RNA of Effrenium voratum, 2012 nucleotides long. NCBI's taxonomy places the organism in Eukaryota, Dinophyceae, Suessiales, Symbiodiniaceae. The record is from the annotation of a GenBank genome assembly.